Hemiscyllium ocellatum (epaulette shark) is the source of this 2971-nucleotide messenger RNA. RefSeq names its product NADH:ubiquinone oxidoreductase complex assembly factor 7 (gene ndufaf7). The transcript has 10 exons. The record is from RefSeq and is a predicted model, not a curated record. Gene Ontology annotation, molecular function: protein-arginine omega-N symmetric methyltransferase activity. Gene Ontology annotation, cellular component: mitochondrion. Lineage: Eukaryota; Metazoa; Chordata; Chondrichthyes; Orectolobiformes; Hemiscylliidae. Gene Ontology annotation, biological process: mitochondrial respiratory chain complex I assembly. Bases 153 to 1406 code for a protein of 417 amino acids.
UUUAUUGAGACUAGAUGAGGGAAUGACUAAAGUGUAUGCGAUGAGGUUCUUUCCUGGAUUAAAAUGUUUAUGUGGAGGAGUUUCCUCCUACAUUUCUAGAAAAGUCUCUCCAGGUAUUGCCAAUUUGUGGAAGAUUGUGGGCAGGUCAAUGGAUGAGAUCAUGUUCCAGAACUUCACAAAUUAUGAAAGAAGGCAACCAAGAUAGUAUAAUGCUAAAGCACUUGAUUUCAAAAAUAAAAUCAACAGGCCCGAUUUCAGUAGCAGAAUAUAUGAGGGAAGUUUUAACCAAUCCUGUCACAGGAUAUUAUCAACACAGAGAUGUUCUAGGACCACAGGGAGACUUCAUUACUUCACCUGAAAUUAGUCAGAUUUUUGGAGAACUACUUGGAGUGUGGUGCAUAAGUGAAUGGAUGGCUGCUGGUAAACCAAAAACAUUUCAACUAGUAGAACUAGGACCUGGCAGGGGUACUUUAGCGAGUGAUGCUCUAAGGGUUUUCAGCCAACUGAAUUCUGUGUUGAAGGAAUCUGAAAUUUCAGUGCAUUUGGUUGAGGUGAGCCCAAAGCUUGGUGAAGUUCAAGCGCAGCUUCUGACUGAAGGAGAGCAGCAUUUAAGACAUGAUCCAAAUGCUGCAAUUUAUAAAACGGGUACAACCAAAACAGGGCUUCCAAUCUCCUGGUACAAGGAUCUGCAGGAUGUACCUAGAGGAUUCAGCUUUUAUAUUGCACAUGAGUUUUUUGAUGUACUUCCAAUACACAAGUUCCAGAAAACGAAGCAUGGAUGGCGUGAGGUAUUGAUAGACAUUGAACCAAGUUCACCUGAAAAACUUCGGUUUGUUCUCGCACCUCAUGCUACUUUGGCUUCCAAAACAUUAAUUCAGAGAGAUGAUGAAAGAGACCAUAUAGAGAUAUGCCCUGAGGCUGGUAUCAUUGUUCAGAAUCUAGCCAGCAGGAUCACUGAAGAUGGGGGAGCAGCGCUGAUUGCUGACUAUGGCCAUAAUGGAACAAAAACUGACACAUUUAGAGGUUUUCGUGGACAUCAGCAGCAUGAUGUGCUCACAACACCUGGAACUGCAGACCUGACUGCAGAUGUUGAUUUCAGCUACCUUCGGCAAAUGACAAAGGGUAAAGUGACCUCCCUAGGACCAAUUCCCCAGCAUGAGUUUUUGAAGAAUAUGGGCAUUGAUGUGAGACUUCAGGUACUGCUAAGGAAUACAUCUGACCCAGCCACAAGUACAGGUUUGAUUGAUGCCUAUGAUAUGAUCAUGAAUCCUGAGAAAAUGGGGAAUCGAUUCAAGUUUUUCGCCUUGUUACCUUGUGAUAGAUUAAUUUCAAGCAACGAUACAAGGAGCAAAAAACAUGGUCCAACAGCACCACCUGUUGCAGGAUUUAGUGAACUGCAGUUGUAAAGAAAGCCAUUAGUCGCACCUUGCUGAAAAAACCUACAGUAUCAAGUUUAGGCUUGGUAUCAUUAUUGAAUUGGAAAAAUACCUGCAGAAAAGCACAACUUCACAACAAGAAAAUGAAAGGGAAACUAAUUUACUUCAUACUAUGUAAAUUAAAAACUCAAACUUUACAUAUUAUAUUGUUUCCUAAUAAUGGUACUGUUCUUAUUUUUUAGUAUUAAAAAUUGUGGCUAUUGUUCAAAUAAACUUGCUAAAUUGCAAUUGUACAUUAAGCAGAUGGUACAUAUUGUAGCCAUGAUAGCCACUGUUUGAAGAAGUAUACACUAACAGGUUCACCCUUGACUGAAGCAGACUGUUCAGUUCUGGAUGGCAGAAGCCAUGAGAAUGAUGGGAACAAAUGGCAAGUAUCCAUUCCACUCUUCACUCCAACCAUGUGGAUGGCUGUCACUUUGUUCUCCCAAACUUCCCUCUACCGAUCCUGCUCAUUUAACAAUAGUAUUGAGACAGACUAGAUCAGAUGAACCUCUUGUUAAAAUAAAAUUAAAAUAAAAAUUAUGAUUUGCAUGGGCGGCACAGUGGUUAGCACUGCUGCCUCACAGCACCAGGGACCUGGGUUCAAUUCCCGCCUCAGGCGACUGACUGUGUGGAGUUUGCACGUUCUCCCCGUGUCUGCGUGGGUUUCCUCCGGGUGCUCCGGUUUCCUCCCACAGUCCAAAGAUGUGCGGGUCAGGUGAAUUGGCCAUGCUAAAUUGCCUGUAGUGUUAGGUAAGGGGUAUAUGUAGGGGUAUGGGUGGGUUGCGCUUCGGCGGGUCGGUGUGGACUUGUUGGGCCGAAGGGCCUGUUUCCACACUGUAAGUAAUCUAAUCUAAUCUUGUCUGGUCAUUACCAGCUGCUGAUUGUUGGAUGCUUCAAGAAAAUAUUACUAUCAAUGAUUGAGGGGAUUGUGUUGAGCCUUUUCAUGUUCAGACAGAUGAUUAUGGAUGAAUGUAACCUACCAUUUAUAGCUCAAGUCUUUACUGACAAUGAGGAUAGAUGAGGAGGUGAACCUGGAAGUGAUUGUUUGUUAGUUGGACAAUAUUGUGAAAUAAAAGGAAAUUCAUGACCAAACAUGACAUCAAACAGGAAAAUCCCACAGCAAACAGCAACUGAAACAAACAGUCAAGGCAAAAAAGAAAUGAAGUCUAUAUUGACAAAAUGUCAGUAAGAGAAAAGCUCGAAAAACAGAAGGUUGUGAGCUUAACAAACCCAUGUUAAAAAAUAAAUGAACUAUGUUAGCAGUUUAUAAAGGGCCUCAGGGGAAGCGGCAAUAACCUAUAUAGUAUUGAGUGAAUGCGGAAGUUGGCUGAAAAAAAUAAACAAUUAGAGUUGUACAACUGAACAAGUAACUUUAAAAUGAAAACAGGAUGACCCUUCACUGCAGUUUGAGUAUCAACAAGGUUGCUGUUGAAAGGGUUGGAACUAUAUUAAAAUAAAAAUUAUGAUUUGCAAUAAGACCUUUCAAGUACUUCUGAUAAAAUGUAUUUUUUUAUAUUUUAGCAUAAUAAACUUUCUUGACCUUUUGAUGAAAA